GCAUAAAAAUAUUUAAUAAAAAACGAUAAAAACAUGAAUUAAAAAGCAGUUGUAAGUAUAAAAAACAUGAGAAUAUGCGUCAGUUAGUGUAAUGGAUAUCAUGUCGAGUUAAAAAUACAAAUAUGUCGAAAGUAAACACGACAAUUGAAUGAAAUAUUAAUGAAUCAACAAGAUAAGUAAAUGAAUCAGUGUUAAAUCGAAGAUGAAAUGUGAUUGAGAAUAUAUUAGUACGUUUUCUUAGCUUGCAGAAAUGUGUCAUGUCCUUGCUUGGUUGUAGUGAGAUAGGAGAGGAGGAGGCUCACAAGACAGAGUCGAGCUCAAUGAAUGCACGUCAUUUCGAGUCAUUCAUAUAUCCGCAGGUUGUCCUCGUAUCGCGCGGGUUCGCCUCAUUCUGUUGCGUGUGCGCUUGUGAGAAGCGAGAAUGUUCACAAACCCGUACACAACGAGGACUCGAAUGCCAUCGAGCUGAAAAGAAGGGAGAGAUUCAAGGAUUUGCCAAUGGCGUAAUGAUAGCUGUUUGGAACCCUGCCUCCAAUAUUGAUUCUCUAUUUUCAUCCUUCACCUAUUUAAAUUGCUUUAUAAUCAAUACAACGAUAUCUGCAUUAGGUUUCAACAGUCUUCAAAUAUGAUAUGUAUUUAAAUUUUAGCUCUAAACUUACUUUACUUCAAGAUCUGGGUCAAAAUUAAAUCUCAAUUGGGCCCAACAGACUUCGCACGAGUGUGGUGUCAAUCAACGGUGUCAAUAUAUGUAACAUGUGAGUUGUAUACGUGUCUUCUUGGUUUAAUAACAUGUGUCCGCUGGCUUUAUUGGUUCAACUGGACAAACGAGUUGCCUAUUGAUACAUUUGAGAUGAUUGCAGCAAGUUACAAUGACUUGAAGAAAUACAAUAAAAGCUCUAUAUAAAAGUAAUGUUUAAUAGAAGAAAAUGGUUCUAAAGAUGUAAAUUACGUUCCUGAGUUUACAAUAUGAACAUGAAUGAAGUAUCGUGUCUGGUCUACUGUAACAGCUACGAGUGAUGACUUGUGAAAGAAAGGGAAAAGAAAAGAGCUAGUAUGGUAACUUGUAUAAAUGCACUUUAUUAUAUUAAGUAAUAAAUAUGUUUCAUUUCAAUUGUUUAUAUUAUCAGGAUGAAAUUUGAAAAAUUCAACAACUUUAAGCAAAGAUAGGUUGUUAGAAAAAUCAUAUUUUUAUUUAGAAUCUUAUCAAUGUAUAUUCCACCACCACCAUGCAACCAUUUAAACAAUGGCGCUUUUUUAUGAUAGAUGGCAGGUAGAUCGUAAAAAAUGGAUGAAAAGAAAGAUUUCCUAAGUGCUAGAAAUUGAUCAGAGUAUUGAAGUUAAAAGUAUGCUACGUAAAAUAGUGAAUAAGAAGAAGAGGCAAAAAAAAGUGUUGAGAAAUAGGAAGUUGUGGGUAUAAAUCGGCGAGAUACGUUACUGUCUACAACAUGGCCGCCGAGGCCAGCUGAACUUCUCUCGGAACACGUAUCUCCUCUCACUUUAACUUGUUCUCUGAUUCUUUCUAUCUCUUUUCCCUUCGUGUGUCGUUUGCUUAUCUUCAGUAAAGCUGGACAGCUUCCUUGAUCAUGUAUUUUCAGUAUUAGCAAUAAUUCGUGUACUGGGAGGAACAUAGUUAAAAACAGGCAAAAGACGAAGAUACUUGGGCAGGUUAUGCGAGUGAAGGAAAAGCAUUUGAAAAGUUAUGCUUGUUGGUAGUAGGCCCAAGUUAAACUUAAAGGUUCUUCGCCCUGGGAGUGUCACCUCGUUCCCCUCUUGGUCCAUGCAACACUCGAGUAAGAGAGAAAGAGAAAAGAAAGAGAGAGAGAGAAAGAAUAAACGACGACCUGGCAGAUCAGGCGGAAGGCGCGCGAUGGAAGAUCAACACGAUGACGCGGGAUGCGGGGAAAGACGACAGCUAUUUCUGUGGUCUUAGGAGCCGCCGGUAUAAAAUAAGCAGUGAAUGAAAGAGCCUGUUUACUGGCGGCCUACGCGAUCACCGCUCUCUCGUCCCUUCUCCUCAGUGUCGUUCAUCCUCUCCCUACUAUUUAGAAAACUACACCGUCCGGUGAGUCGGUCUCGGUCGCCCUCACGCGAUUUCCUCGCUAGAGAGGGACAUUCUCGCGCCUGCGUAUGAGCAACCUCGCGUGCGCGGUGGUAUGGAGAGGAAACAACGUCUGGAGUGGGGGAGGCUGAGAAGAGCAACCGAGGCCGCCAGUGUGUAAGGAGCGCCCGUGAAGUUCCUAUCACUUUUCUUGUGUUUUUCUAUUUUUUAUUUUAACACGUUAUUCCGUGAACUUUUUUCGAAUUUUUUCUCAAUGUUUUAUUUUUUUAACAUCGGAGUUUUAACAAGUUGUUGUCAAAAAGUUCAACAAGUUUAUAUUUAUUAACGAUUCACGUGGUUUCAUGAGUUUACUAUUGGUCUAUUUAAAUAUAUCAUUGUCUAAAAUGGUUUUUAAAUCACGUUGAAACGUGAAGAGUAAUAUAAUUGUGAAAGUGACAAAUUCAAUAAAACAAUCAAACAAUCAUGAUUAUUUAUCAAUAAUAUUUAAAAUAAUUGAAUUAAAAUUAACAAUGAUACUUGAAUAUUAUUGAAAUAAAAUAAAGAAAUGAUUGAAGUUUUAAAAUAAAUAACAGCAAAUAAUAUUUAAAUAUAAAUAUAAGAAGAGAUUUGUAAAAAAGUUACUUUCAUUUACUUGAGUUUAUUCGUCUUCCUCUUCUUGAAAUCUCUUUAUCUCGUUCCCUCGUCGAGUCUCAUCGCCCUGAAGAGAGGGGAAGAGUUUAUCGUGGCACAACGACGGGGCUCGAGGAGCCGCCUCGGGAUUAUCGCAGGGUGCGCGCCGCGUUCACGCGCUGCGCGUACCAAACUGCUGCUGGUGGGUGUAGAGUGUUUAAUAAAUAUUACACCGAAACUGUUAAUUAUUAAAAUAAAAAAAAAAAAAAGAAAAACCAAAGUGAAUGAAGUUUAAGGAGUCAUAUAAAGGCCCCAAAAAUCACGAAUAUUUGUGUUGUAAAUACAUAAUAAAAACAGUGAAUAAUAAUAUUGAGGGUAAAAUAUCAUCAAGAGGGUGGUGGGGACGUGAUUUAUUAAUUUAGCGCACGGUGGAUUAAAAGUGUGGAAGUGUGGAUACCUUAGACUGUCCCCCGCCCCCGGCGCUGCCACCGCGGCGCCCACCCUGGCCGCCAAAUAAACAACUUAGUUGUUCAACGCUUAGGAACAUUGAGGCUGCUUCAGGAUCAAUUGGUACUGGUGGUGGCGGUGGUUCUGUCAUUAAUCCAUCACAUAUCACCACUGGAUCGUCAAUAACGUCUUCACCAAUUACCACCCCGUUAAUCACGAGGUCCGGUAAUAUUGGGAGACAUCACCAAGGACUGAGGUGUCAUCAAACCCCGCCGCCACCCCCGUCACUCGCGCCACCACAGUACCCCGCACCACCUAGGCCACCUAGUCGUAACGGUGGGGAUGAAGUGCGUGUUGCGAGGACGGGAAGCGGCCACGGGGACACAACCUCAAAUGGAACGUCGACACCAACGAGAGCGGUACCAUCCCGUGCAGGUUGGGCAGUACGUUCACCAGCAGGUCCCUCAUCAUCAGCAUUAUCAUCGUCACUAUCAUCUUCAUCACCAUCUUCGUCGUCGUCAUCAUUGGCAGUGCAAAAGUCAACAGGAGUAUGGACUGAUCGUACAAAUGCAUCACCAGCACCAUCAGUUCACUCAAUUUCCAGUGUACCUCCAGCGUCAAGUGUGUCAGGAACUCAUCCAUCAUCACUUACGACACCAGUGCUCAGUCCUCGUCAAACAAACCAGUCUGGACGUUGGCCUGAGAGACUAGAAUUACGAGCUCCAAUGUCCAGUUCAAAUACAAUUGGAUCACGGCCUCCAUCCUCGGCUUCCAGUGGAUCCACUAAUAAUUUAGCAAGAGUGCAUGGUGGUCAUGAUCAUACGCGGCCUUUACCACCUCCAAGAUUGCCUGAAACAAUAUCAACAAUUGCACCGUUGACAGCGCCAUUAACGCCAUUGUCAACAUCUAGUAGCUUCAGAACGAGUUCAAGAUUACCUCUGAUCAGUUCACCAACUGAUAGCAUUAGAAGUGAAACGUCGAGAACUGUAGGUGAAGUUACGUUGACGGUACCAAGGCCGGAUGGCGAAAGAAUAGUCAAUGAGUAUGUGGAAACACCAUUUCGACAACCAACAACACCACCAAGUCAAAAAUGUUUAAAGAAUGAAAGAAGCCAUCAUCAUCAUCAUCACCACCAUCACCAUCAUCAUCAGUCGCAGUUACAAAAAGCUUCAGAAGCACGACCACAAUCUCGGAAACAUCAAGCACACUUAUUGCAGUCAUCACCAAGUCAACCUGUUACUAAGCAACCGGUAUCUUUUACUAAAGAACCAGCUAAUGCUCUUGGAUCCGGUUCUCUGAACAGGCCCAAUGACACUAGUCUCUCCAUCAUGUGUGACUUUUGUGGCCGAUGUAGAUGUGAAUCCUGCCGAGAACCUCCGCCUCUUCCUAGUCGAUGGCUUUGCCACAAUUCUUGCUACUGUUCGGCUGAAACUGCGCUUGAUUACGCAUCUUGUCUUUGUUGUGUCAAAGCGAUAUUUUAUCACUGCGCUGAUACUGGUGGUAAUGGAGAUUCUGAAGCUGGAGGAAGCUGUGCAGAUGAACCAUGUUCCUGUUCUGGUUCGAGAAAAAUAGCACGUUGGGCUUGUCUAGCACCAUUGGCUAUGAUUUUACCUUGUUUACUAUGCUAUUGGCCGCUCAAAGGUUGCGUUACCGUUUGUGAAACCUGUUAUGCUCGGCAUGCAGCUCAAGGCUGUAAGUGCGAUCCCAAUACCAUGGGAAGACAUCAUAUUGGACCGCCCAACUCCUUAGUAGUUUCUAGAGACUCUCGAGAUCCUGAAAAAAGACUACUAGAUCCUGUAACACCUGAAUUAUGAACGAAACCAGAAAAUAAUAUGAAUCUAGUGUGUAUUGAAAUGUAAAGUAAACAAAACAUGCUUUUGAAAAAGUACCAAAGUGCGAGUUCCGAAUACAAGUGCCGGGGUAAAAGUGUGUAUUUGGACAAAUGUUUAAGAAAUAUACGAUGAUGGGUCGAUAAUAUAAAUGUGGUAGAAAAGAAGAAGUGUAUCGCAAUUAGUACAAGAGUUGCAUUUAAGAUGAUUGUUAUUUUAAUGAAAGAUACGCUAUUAAAGUUGCAUAAGAAAAUGGCUAAAAAUAAUGAAAAAAGACCUGGAGUUUUAUUGUAUUUAUUAUUCAUUUGUUAAAUACGAAUGAUAAGAGACAUAGUAAUGUGCGAAAUACUGAAUCGUGUCAUUAUAUUGAAUAUUAUUAUUAUUAUUAUAAAAAAAAAAAAUAAAUUAAAUUAAAUAAAUAAAAUAAUAAUAACAAUAAUAAUAAUAACGAUAAUGAUAAUAAUAUUAAUAAAUAAUCCUCGGACGUUAUUUUAAACAAAUUUACAAUGACAUUAGAAACUAUGUAGACAUAAACAUGCAGACAAUUAACAGAUGUAUCCCCGAUAUAAAUUACAUUAUCACUCAAGUGAACAACACAACAAAUAAUAAUGAUUAUUAUUAUUAUUAUUAUAAUGACUAAUUAUAUUACUGUAUAUUACAUUUGUAUAAAGAGUAAAAACUUUUUCUACAGUUUAUUUAUUUAUAAAGAGACUCGUCACGAUGUUUUUUUUUGUUGGAAUUAGAGAAAUGAAAAUGUUAUGAAAAAAAUUUCAAAUAUUAUUUCUAAUAUUUCCUUUUUAUAUAUCAAAUAUAUAUACAUUAUAUAUUUAUAUAUAUAUAUAUAAUAUAUAGAUACUGAUGUGAAUGUAACAUGUGUAUAUAUUUAUGUAUAAAAAUGGAGCUAAAUCAUUCUAAUUUCAAAUUAUUAGACGACGAAAAGAUAAAAUAGGGGAACAGGAGUGAUAGAUAGGAAGUCGUACAAACAACAACAAAUUUAAAAAAAGGAGAAUAUGAUGAUAAUGUGGUUAAGAGUAAAGAUAAUGAUUAGGAUGAUGACUAUAAAACUCGAGCAAAAAAAAGAAACGAGUACGAGUGUCUUUACUUUAUUAAUUUUCUUUCCAGUAUUAUCUAGUCUUGUGAACGUUUCGUCGAUGUGAAAACGAUAAAUUAGAUUAUUUGUUAAUUAUUGUUGUCUAUUUUUUUACUUCCUAAUUGCUUUAAUAUAAAAUAUAAUCUGUUUAAAAAUCUAAAAAAAAAAAUAAAUAAAUAAUUUAACAUGUUAAAAUAUGUGAAAUAACAACAAUAAUAAAAAGAAGUCUAUAAUCUAAUGAUUCGUUUUCUUUUGCACGUGGUAUCGCCAUUUUGUUUUAUGAUUAUUUUUUGUAAUCAAGAUGAGAGCCUGUGUGUGUAUGAGUGGGUCAAUGAGCGCAACAGAAUGAAACAAUUAAAAUGGAUGAAAGAGGAAAACAGAAGCGUAAAUAUAUUGAUUUAUAUAUUUACCAUUUGUAAUCACUUUCGAUUCAAGAUAUAUUUAUAAUGGAUUAAUUUAAUAAAUUAUUCGUAAUUAUUGAGGGGGAUGUGGGGGAAAACUGUAAAAAGCAAUGGAAAAAAUAUUAAAAACAAAGAUUAAACAUUAAAAUACAAAUUGACAUAAAAAUAAUAGCGAUUAAUAGUCAACAAAUAGUAGCAUGAUGGCAAAAAAAAAACAUGUAGCACUAGAAAAAACAGUAUCACUGACCGUAAAUGUGGUAGAUAAUAUACAAUAUAUUAUAAAUCUGUAAAAGACGAAUAUUAAAAAAUAAUUUCAUUAUAUUUACCAAACGAAAAUUGAUAAAACGAAUUUUAUGAUGUAAAUGAGAAUGAAUGAUUGUAAAAGAAGAAAAAACGAAAUCACAAAUGACUCAAUGUAUGAGAGAAUCACGUAAAAGCCCCCUUUACGUUUACUUUUAAGCUUACACCCACUGUAUAUGUCUUGUAAAUAUAUAUUUGAAAAAUUUGAGAGAUGCA
Molecule: messenger RNA, 6951 nt
Organism: Chelonus insularis
Lineage: Eukaryota; Metazoa; Arthropoda; Insecta; Hymenoptera; Braconidae
Gene: sty
Product: sprouty
Exons: 4
Coding region: 3841-4929 (362 amino acids)
Biological process (GO): multicellular organism development; negative regulation of Ras protein signal transduction; negative regulation of MAP kinase activity
Cellular component (GO): membrane; cytosol
Source: RefSeq, a predicted model, not a curated record